UUUCUCCGCUUGGACCUCUGCCAAACUAGGAACUGAAAAUCUGUGGGCAAGAUCCCACAAAAACCUCUGAUCUGAUCGGAUUAUUUUUGAUCCUUUAUUUAAUUACUACUCCUGCUAUUUGGGGUUCCAAAACACACGAUUGUAUUAGGCAAUUCGGUGGGAUCAUGACUGUAUAUACACCACUUGCCAUUAUUUGGGAUUUCCCAACAGAGAAGAAAGCUGAAUCGGCAAUAAAGACCCAAUAACGAUUCCAAUCAAGAAAGCCCAAAAAAAAAUCCAAGAAGGACAAAUAUGCCACGGAAAGAAUACAAUUUGUAGUCAACUCCAUCACCAAACAUCUGGUUUAUUUUCACCCCUCCAAUUUACUAUUUCUUUCUCCUCCUACCUCACCGCAAUACAGUUUCUUGAUUUCUCUAGCUCUGUAAAUUCUUGCCCGCCUCUCUCUCUCUCUCUCUCUCUCUCUCAUACCAUACAAUGGACGAAAGCUCCACUUCAGAUGGAGGUGCACUUGUGGUUUGCUUCGGAGAAAUGUUGAUUGACUUUGUGCCAACAGUCAAUGGAGUUUCGCUUGCGGAGGCACCUGCUUUUAAAAAAGCUCCCGGUGGUGCUCCUGCUAAUGUUGCUGUUGGGAUAGCAAGACUUGGAGGAUCUUCAGCUUUUAUUGGCAAGGUAGGUGCCGAUGAAUUUGGGUACAUGUUGGCCAAUAUUUUGAAGCAAAACAAGGUCAACAAUUCUGGCAUGCGAUUCGAUCCCGCUGCAAGAACUGCUCUAGCAUUUGUUACACUUAGGGCUGAUGGCGAGCGUGAGUUUUUGUUUUUCCGUCACCCUAGUGCCGACAUGCUUCUUCGCGAAUCAGAGCUUGAUGUAAACCUUAUUAAGCAGGCUAGGAUUUUCAGCUACGGUUCAAUUAGUUUGAUUGAAGAACCAUGUAGGUCAGCUCAUCUGGCUGCAAUGGCUAUUGCCAAGGAGUCUGGUUGCUUCCUCUCUUAUGAUCCAAAUUUGAGAUUACCGUUGUGGCCCUCAGAAGAUGCUGCUCGGAAGGGCAUAAUGAGCAUAUGGGACCAAGCAGAUCUGAUAAAGAUAAGUGAGGAUGAAAUAUCAUUUUUGACGGGUGGUGAUGAUCCUUGUGAUGAUAAUGUGGUAUUGGAGAAGCUUUUUCACCCUAAUCUUAAGCUUUUGCUUGUAUCUGAAGGGUCUAAGGGUUGUCGAUACUACACCAAGCAAUUCAAGGGUAGAGUUCCAGGUAUUAAAGUUAAAGCCGUCGACACAACUGGUGCUGGUGAUGCAUUUGUUGGUGGGCUACUAUACAAUUUAGCUUGUGAUGUGAAUCUUUACCAGGAUGAGGAGCGGUUAAGAGAAGCUCUUCUUUUUGCAAAUGCUUGUGGCGCCCUCACCGUAACCGAAAAAGGAGCGAUUCCUGCCUUGCCAACAAAAGAGGCAGUCCUCAAACUAGUAGCAGAAGUCAAAUCAUGAGUGAAAAUUUUCAUUGCUUUUUUUUUUUUUUGGCCAAAAGGCAAGAAGUGUUAGUUGUUAGUCAUUAAUUGUUGCUAUUGAGGGUUGAACCAAGCCUUAAGCACUAGAGUAUUUGGUGCCUACCAUUGUGCCGCCACUCUCCUUGCAUAUUAUUGCUUUAAAUCUUGUUCUUUGUAUCUGUUUUCCGAUUGGCUAAUGUAAAUUUGGGCUCCCCUUACGGGAUAAAAGCGACCUCUUUCUUCUUCCA
Rhododendron vialii is the source of this 1720-nucleotide messenger RNA. RefSeq names its product probable fructokinase-7. The transcript is spliced from 7 exons. The record is from RefSeq and is a predicted model, not a curated record. Gene Ontology annotation, cellular component: cytosol. Gene Ontology annotation, molecular function: fructokinase activity. Gene Ontology annotation, biological process: fructose metabolic process. Bases 475 to 1473 code for a protein of 332 amino acids. NCBI's taxonomy places the organism in Eukaryota, Viridiplantae, Streptophyta, Magnoliopsida, Ericales, Ericaceae.